AAAUUAGUUGAAAAAGAUAAGAUAUAUAUAUUUUAAAAAAUAAUGUUAUUAUUAAAGUAAUUUGAAAAUGUUUCUCUUCCAGUGGCACUGGGAACGGCAACGUUAAAAGCGAGGCCACUGCUACGGCCAGAAAAAGAAACAGGAUCAUCCUCUGGCGGUGGAUUUGCUGCAACUGAAUCAUUGUAUUCUUAAACCUCUAUUUUAUUUCGUUUCAAAAUAAAGCGCUGAAAGCCGAAGGCCACAAUGUUGCUAUUGUGUUUGGCACAGUAUAAAUUAGCAAUUUCUCUCACACUCGGAUAGCAGCAGCUUCAUCUUCUUCCGCCUUUCCGUUUUCCUCUAUGCGGAAGAACCUACCGGACGCUGCAACCGCACUCAAUCUCCAUUUGAACAGGUAAUGGAGAAUGCGUGGAGCAACGGCAAGGUGAAGGUCCUGAAGCCGAGGACUUCGAACGAAAACGUUCCGCCGUUGCAGAUCGACACGGACGACAAAAGAGGACGCUAUCUCCAACCAAACACGAUGAGUCCGCGGUAUCAACCGUACGCCGCCGAGAACAUCGACGUCGGCUCGCCGCUCGCGCGCUACCUCUUCGUCGGAUCUCCUCUCUCCGGCAAGGUCGCCGGCGAGGCCUUCACUCCUCCGACGUUCGGCGCCAGCAAGUACAGGACCGCGAAAGCGCAGCAGUACUGCGGUUCGGGGAGCAGCAGCUUCGGUUCUCGCGGCAGGUUGUCGCCGUCGCCGCUUUCGUCGAUUGAGAAUUUGGAGAUCGCGUCGCUCAUGUCGCCGCCGAUGUACAGAACGCAGGCGACGGGAGACGAUGACGUGAUUGUGAUGGAUGAUAUUCUGGUGAGGCCAGUGUCCGGUGGAAAGAGCGGAAGGUCUUCGUCUUCCUCCUGCCGCGGUUCGUCCUCUUCGACUUCGUCCACAGCGAGAAGCGUGUUCAAGACGGAAAUUUGCAGAGCGUGGGAAGAGUCUGGAAACUGCCGCUACAACUCCAAAUGCCAGUUUGGACCCCUGAAAGAAGAGUUUCGUUCCACGAAAAGCAAAUCUGCGGAACAGGUAGUGCAAUCAUCUGUUGGAGCCGGAUCAAGCACGCAUGGUCCAAGCAGUCACAUUGUUCAUCAGCAGUCUACAGCAGCUGAAUCUGAUCAUGCAGUCACAACAUCCCGACCACCUUCUACAGCAUCUGAAAGCAAAUCUGGGGAACAGGUAGUGGAAUCAUCUAUUCCCGCAGGAUCAAGCACGCUUGGUCCAAGCAGCUCCAUUGUUCAUCAGCAGUCUGCAUCAGCUGAAUCUGAUCAUGAAGUCUCAACAUCUCAACCACCUUCCACAACAUCUCAACCACCUUCCACAACAUCCCAACCACCUUCACCCAAAGCUCAUCAUACCCUCACCAAUUUCAACACUUCCAAUGACUGGUCACCCUUGGAUGAUGGUAUUGAGGUUUUCCUCCCAAAUGGUUCAGAUAAAGCACCAUCAAGGGAAGAAGUUGAUGCAUACAUUUCCAGUAGUUUCCUGGGUCGGACUGCUAGAAGGAGGCUACCAGUAUUUGCAGCACUUUGCACGGGGGAUUGAUCCCCAUGGUUGAUAAAAUGCCUCUUCACUGAUGGAAGAUACUCUCAAAAGUCAAAACCCUAGUUUUUCUGCCAUUUGAAUAAUUUCCCCCAAUUUUUAAAUAAAUAAAAUCAUGGUUGUGCGUAUUGGUAGUAUAACCGUGGUGACAGUUAUUGAACAGUUGAUGCCUAGAUUACCUGUUUAGUUGUGCAUACAUUUCAGUAUACAUUGGUUGUCUUGAACAUUUUUUUUUAUUCUUGCAUGUUUACACAUACAAAUAUUCGGUUGUUAGGAGUUCCAAGAAUAAUUUUAAUAUGUCUAUAAGUUAAAAGAAGCAAAUUACACUGGAUCAGCAGUUUCAACACAUUGAGUGAAAUCAAUAAUCAUGGCAUGUAUGUUGUUGAUUCUGAACUCUGGCCCUAAACAAGGUUGUGAAAUACUUGGACUGACCAUAUGUCUAUUUUCCACCUCAAAUGAAUAAAACGUGGAAUAUAGGGGAGUGGUUAUCUAUAUUUAUCAAAAAGAAUCAUAGAAUGGGCAUGAUUCGGGAUUGCUUUCCUUGAUUAGAGAUAUCAUUAUCCAAAACAAAGUGGUUCUUCAAUAUGCUUUGUUAUUUACAAUAAUAUCUCUCAAGUCAUCCCUGUGACUACAGUGGCUGAGACCACCUCAUCAAAGCAUGUAAGACUACAAUAUUUUGACAAAGACACUAGAGAACUUGAAGGGCCUUGAUAAUCUGGAAAGUUGUACGGGAAUCUUAUUGUUGGCUUUGGACCUUCACUGCGAAUAUCAGGAGGAAGUGGAGGAAGGAUGGUUUCUCCCAGAAGGAACUGAACAAUCCUUCUCAUAUUAGGCCUGCUAUCAGGAUUGGGAUGAGAGCAAAGCAAUCCAAGACUAAGCACAAGCUGAGCUUCAUCUUUGUCAUACUCAUCUAAACUGGGGUCAAUAGCUCUGUUGAUCUCCCCUCGGUGAUGUAGUUCUCUAACCCAGUCUACCAAUACCAGUUCCUCAGGAUUCUUUUGGGGCUCUAUUGGCUUCCUUCCACAUGCUACUUCCAAAAUGAGUAUGCCAUACCCAUACACAUCUGUGCUUGUUCUUGCUUUCCCAGUCUUUGUGAUCUCGGGAGCCAUGUAUCCUAGUGUUCCUACAACAUGUGUUGUCUGUGGAUUGAUUCCAUGCUCGUAAGUCCUUGCAAGACCAAAAUCUCCAAGCUUUGGUUGGAGAUCUGCAUCUAUCAGGAUAUUGCUUGGCUUUACAUCUCUGUGAACAACCUGCUGUUCACAUUCUUCAUGGAGAUACAGCAACCCUUGAGCAACUCCAGUAAUGAUCUUGUACCUUUGAUCCCAAGUUAGUAAUUUCUUCUUUUGAUGAUCAUUUUGGAUCAGAAGCUUGUCCAGGCUCCCAUUUGGUACAUAGUCGUAAACAAUGAGGAGUUCAUCCUGCUUCCUGCACCACCCAUGUAACUGCACCAAAUUUCUAUGCUUUAGUUGUGCCAUGCUUGUUAUUUCCGCAACAAAUUCUCUGAUCCCCUGUCUUGAAUUUGGAGCAACUCGCUUUACAGCUACUUCUAGUCCUGUGCUAGGGAUUACUCCUUUGUAGACUUUACCAAACCCUCCAUACCCAAUAAGGUUUCUGUCUCCAAACCUUCCUGUAGCUGAACGAAGCUCGGAAUAUUUAAAUUUACGGGCAGCAUAUUCAAGUUCCCAAUCUUCUAAAAUCUCGUCCCCAUUUCUUAAUCUGCGCAGGACAUGAAUAGCUCCUAUAAUUGUCAAGAUAAAAAGAGAUGCACUUGCUAAAGUGAUACCUACUGCGAAGUCUUUUUUGUGCACCACCUUACUAGAAGUACUUGACCCAAUACGUGGAACAGCUGAUUUAUCUAGCACUUGUGCUGCUCCUCCAAUUUUAAAGCUCCAACCAUGUAUAUUAUGCUCAGCUAUCAGCAAACCGUUGGAAGCAGAAAAACCUGCAUACAUGUAGUCAUUUAACACCAAAGAUAGGUCUAUGGGAUAAGAUAUCAAAGGAAAAUAUGGCUUUGGCGUGCCAAAGGGAGAAAUUGUAACAUUCAUCAACAUCUCUCCUUCAUUGUAAUCAACCCAUGCUUGAAUUGGCUUUCCACUCUUGAGACUGAUGGAAACGUUCUUGAUGUGAUCUUGGUCAUUUCUUGGUAAGUAGUAUGCUGCUGACUUAGAAAUGUUAGAGAUGAGACUGGAUAUAUCUAUCCCCACGUGAUUGUCAUUGAUGUCUUCAAGUUCAAGGUUUUGUACCCCGUCAAACUCUAUGGCUAGGAACCUGGUUGAGAAUUCUUGAUUACUUGUCUCAUUUGGGAGGCCUAAAUAUUGAUUUACAAGGCACCCUUUUGGCUGGUUGGUAGAUAUUAGGACGAAUGCUAAACCAUGUCCACCAAGAUCUGGGUACUUAGGAACAAUGGAAAACACAAAGGUAGUGCUAAAGGUUGACACAAUGGAUUUGUUUUUGCUAGAUUUUAAUGGCAAAGGAGAUGGAUAGAAUGCAUGGCCAAGGAUUUUUGCGGAAUUAUUUGUCAAGGUAAGUAUGCCAUUUGGUCUCACAUAAGAAGCUCCAUCCAUUUUCAACCCUGCUUGCAGAAACCCAUCUCGUACAAAAUUGAUAUCCGAGGAUGCAAAUUUCAACAGAGAGUAAAGAACAACCAAAAGGAUACCAAAUGCAUGCAUUGCCAUGUUUGUGAAGUUGGUUUUGGUUGCUGAAUAGGAUUAUAGUUUCUUUGGAAUAUUGGUGCUACUUAGCGUCGCUAGCAUUGCAGAAAGAGCCUAUAAAUACUGCGUCUGGAAGUUUACACCUUGAAAGGCUUCAGACAUAAUUUGUAAUUGGAAAAUGUCUACUUGUACCGAAAUAAUAAUCUAUCAAACUUAAAAAUAGCUCCUGUAUAC
This is a messenger RNA of Cajanus cajan (pigeon pea), 4455 nucleotides long. RefSeq lists its product as uncharacterized. NCBI's taxonomy places the organism in Eukaryota, Viridiplantae, Streptophyta, Magnoliopsida, Fabales, Fabaceae. Gene Ontology annotation, molecular function: metal ion binding; mRNA binding. The record is from RefSeq and is a predicted model, not a curated record.